GCCCUAGCAUUCCACCGCACAUCACCUCCCGCACUCCUGAAAAAAAGAAAAGAAAAAUCGCCCCCGUCGAUUCUCUCAAUCCACACAAUCAUCGUAGGCGAAAAUCCUGUGCAUCAAUCGGCCAUUGGUGAAGAUUAUCUGUGGAGAUUUUCACGGGCAUUGGAGCCCAAACGAAGGGGAAGAUCAAGAUUUCCCCCUUUUCAAGAUCUUUUUUGUUUUUAAUUGAUUUAAAGCUAAUUAGAGCUUUGUUGUGAGUUUUGCAGACUCUUUGCCUCUUUUGGAGAAAUGGCUAGUAACCCGCAAUCAUCUGGGGCACAGCCCCUUAGGCCCCCGCUGGUGGGAUCUGCAGGUCCACCUCAAAACUUUGGUCCUCCCAUGUCUAUGCAAUUCAGACCUGUGGUUCCAGCACAGCAACAGUUCUUCUCAGCAGCUUCUCAACAAUUCCGACCUAUGGGGCAAGGUAUUUCUGCACCAAAUGUUGGAAUAUCAUCCGGUCAAGCACAACACCCCCAAUUUUCUCAAUCGACACAGCAGUUACUCUCAAGACCAGGCCAGCCAGGGCAAGGCCCACCUUCAUCACAAGGGAUUCCAGUACCUUACAGUCAGCCAAACAGGCCUGUGACAUCUGGGUCCCUACAACAUCAGCAAGGUAGUCAGCCUUUGAACAAUCAUAUUCCUGGCUUAGGUGGUGUGGGAAUGCCUCUAUCUUCAUCAUAUACGUUCGCUCCGUCUUCUUAUGGGCAGCCGCAAAAUAGCAUUAAUGCCACAUCCCAGCAUCAACCAAUGUCUCAGAUGCAUGCACCAAUUAUGUCAAUGGGAGCACAACCUUGGAUGUCAUCUGGAGGUCAUAAUGCACCUCUUGUCACACCUGUGCCACAGACCAGCCAACAACAGUCUUCGGUUACUGCUGCUGCUGUUCCACCAACAAAUUCACCAGCCACCCCUACUGUACAUGCUUCAUCUGAUUGGCAGGAGCACACUUCAGCUGAUGGGAGAAGAUACUAUUACAAUAAGAAAACAAGACAAUCCAGUUGGGAGAAGCCCUUAGAGCUAAUGACACCUAUGGAGAGGGCAGAUGCAUCAACUGUCUGGAAGGAAUUCACUACUCCCGAGGGACGGAAGUAUUACUACAACAAGCUCACUAAACAAUCUAAAUGGAUAAUCCCCGACGAACUCAAGUUGGCUCGUGAACAAGCAGAUAAGGCAGCCAGUCAGCCGGUACACUCAGAAUCUGAUGCAAUGCCUGCGGCCCCAGCUUCAAUCACUGCCCCUCCAAGUGAAGCACCAUCGACAGAAGCUAGCCCGGCUCAGGUUACUCCUGUUGUUAGUGUUGCCAGUGCAUCCUCUGUGAUGGCUACUGGAACACCAUCCACUAUUGCUCCGCCUACGUCUGCUACCCCUCCUAGUUUGCCCUCGGGAACACCAAAUGUGGUUGGUUUGUCAAUCCUUAACUCUUCUGCGGCACCUGCCACUUCCUUGCUCACUUCUGUGUCUGCAAGUGCUGGAGCUCCUGCUAAUUCAUUGGACACUACCACUAUAACGAAGUAUGGGUAAUGGGAGUUAUUUUAUUUUAUGGAUAGUGAUUGGGUUCCUAAUUAUGGAUUAUACUUUCUGUGCCUUUAUCUGUUCUCUCUCUCUCUCUCUCUCUCUCUCUCUCUUGUUUAUUUUGAGAAUACAUCGCUUCUAGAUGUUGCAAAUACUGCAGAUGAAGCUUCUGCUCAGGAUCUGGAGGAAGCAAAAAGGGCCAUGCCAGUUGCUGGUAAGAUCAAUGUUACUCCGUUGGAGGAGAAACCGGUUGAUGAAGAGCCUUUGGUCUAUGCUAAUAAGCUGGAGGCAAAGAAUGCAUUUAAAGCACUCUUGGAAUCUGCGAAUGUUGAGUCUGAUUGGACUUGGGAGCAGGCAAUGAGAGUAAUAAUUAAUGACAAGAGAUACGGUGCUCUGAAAACACUCGGAGAGCGGAAGCAAGCAUUCAAUGAGUAUUUGGGUCAAAGGAAAAAGCAGGAGGUUGAGGAGAGGCGCAUUAGGCAGAAAAAAGCGCGUGAGGAGUUCACCAAAAUGUUAGAAGAAUCAGAAGAACUCACUUCCUUGACUCGGUGGAGCAAAGCUGUAACUAUGUUCGAGGAUGAUGAGCGUUUCAGUGCCGUUGAGCGGGCAAGAGACCGAGAGGAUCUUUUUGAAAGCUAUCUGGUUGAGCUUCAAAAAAAGGAAAGGGCAAAGGCAUUGGAGGAACAUAAGCGUAAUAUAAUGGAAUACAGAGAAUUUCUCAAGUCUUGUGAUUUUAUUAAGGCAAAUAGCCAGUGGCGAAAAGUUCAAGAUCGCUUGGAGGAUGAUGAAAGAUGUUCGCGCCUAGAAAAAAUUGAUCGCUUGGAAAUUUUUCAGGAGCAUAUCCGUGAUUUAGAGAAGGAAGAGGAGGAGCAAAAGAAGAUACAAAAGGAACAAUUAAGGCGAGCAGAACGUAAAAACCGGGAUGAGUUCCGCAAGUUGAUGGAAGGACAUAUUGCUUCUGGAAUUCUUACAGCGAAAACUCACUGGCGUGACUAUUGUAUGAAGGUUAAGGAAUUACCAGCAUAUAUAGCAGUAUCAUCAAACACCUCUGGGUCAACACCAAAAGAUUUGUUUGAAGAUGUUGCCGAGGAACUAGAGAAACAGUAUCAUGAUGACAAGGCACGAAUAAAAGAUGCACUGAAGAUGGGGAAGAUUACUAUGGUUUCAUCAUGGACAUUUGAAAACUUUAAAAUGGCUAUUUCAGAAGAUGAAAGUUUCCCAUCAACAUCAGAGACAAACUUAAAGCUUGUAUUUGAGGAACUGGUCGAAAGGCUCAAAGAGAAGGAGGAGAAAGAAGCUAAGAAGCGCCAACGUCUGGCAGAUGACUUCUUUGAUCUUUUAUACUCCAUCAAGGAAAUAACUGCAUCUUCAGGGUGGGAGGAGUGCAAACACCUGUUUGAAGAUAGCCAAGAAUAUAGAUCCAUUGCUGAAGAUAGCUUCAGGAGAGAGGUUUUUGAAGAAUAUAUUGCACAUUUGCAAGAAAAGAUGAAAGAGAAGGAACGGAAGAGAGAUGAGGAAAAGGCAAAGAAAGAAAAGGAGAGAGAGGAGAAAGAGAAGAGGAAGGAGAAAGAGAGAAAGGAAAAGGAGAGAGAACGGGAAAGAGAAAAGGGGAAGGAACGAUCUAGAAAGGAAGAGGCAGAGAGCGACAAUGUUGACGUAACUGACAGUUACGGUACAAAGGAGGAUAGGAAGAAGGAUAAGGACAAGGAUAGAAAACAUCGAAAGCGUCAUCAAAGUGCAGCUGAUGAUGUUAGUUCUGGAAAAGAUGAAAAAGAUGAGUCUAAGAAGUCCCGCAGACAUACCAGUGACCGCAAAAAAUCAAGAAAGCAUGGUUACACAACCGAAUCAGAUAGUGAAGACAGGCACAAGAGGCAUAAGAGAGAUCGAGAUGGAUCCCGCAGAAAUGGUGCUCAUGAGGAGCUUGAAGAUGGCGAAGUUGGAGAAGAUGGGGAAAUCCGUUAGUCCUCUUAAUCCUUGCUGUUUUGCUAAUUGCUGCUUUAUAUUUUCUGUUUUUAGUCUUUUCACAUUGACUAGAUGAUGGCUGCGAUAGCAUCUUUACCUUUGUAUGUUUGUUAGAUAUUAUGUUCUGGUAUCAUUUUAGUAUUCUUUUGAAGUAAUCAGCUUCCAUUUCUCUUGCA
Magnolia sinica is the source of this 3683-nucleotide messenger RNA. RefSeq names its product pre-mRNA-processing protein 40A. Gene Ontology annotation, cellular component: U1 snRNP; U2-type prespliceosome. Gene Ontology annotation, molecular function: RNA binding; protein binding. The transcript is spliced from 28 exons. Gene Ontology annotation, biological process: mRNA cis splicing, via spliceosome. NCBI's taxonomy places the organism in Eukaryota, Viridiplantae, Streptophyta, Magnoliopsida, Magnoliales, Magnoliaceae. The record is from RefSeq and is a predicted model, not a curated record.